UUACCCCCGUGCGAAGCCGCGGCCUUGCUUUUUGAUCCGCUCUCAUUUUCUCGAAUUGCGCUGCAUGGAGACAGCUCCAUAAGGUCACGUAGACAUCUUCUUCUGUGCUACUUCCUCGCCAUGGUUGCUGGAAAGCGCCCCGCCUGAAAGUGAAAGAAGCACCCUCCGCCCAACUCCCACCCCAGUGUCCACCACACUUGCCAUGGCCGACACCGACCCCCCGCCAGAGCCCCUGGAGACGCCUCUGAACAGGAAGCUGCUGCAGCAGGAGCCUGCCGUACAAGAGGAAGAAAGAAAUGGCGACACUGCCUCUGAGUCGACCUCUGAGCCCCCAGAUCCGCUCCCUCCGCGGCCACCCCAGGUUACCCCCCAGGAGCUGUCGGAUAUGCCCACUCCCACUCCUACUCCAUCGACGCCCACGCUGGCAGUCCCAAAUGGCUCAGACAAUGCGAGCAGCCCCCGAACCGCAGAGUUCUUUGAGCCGCGAAUCCACUUGGAGAAUCGUCCGCGCACAGAUUCACAGUCCACCUCUGCAACUGCCCCUAUCGCCCCUACCCGGCCCUCCACCCGGAGCUCCCUCGUUUUCGUCGUCACGGCGCUGGAGACCAUUGCGGUGUCCAAAGAUGCAAGGAAAAUCAAGAAGCUCGGAGACUCCACCGCGCACGCGUUGGCAGCUAUCAAGAAGGAAGGAGACCCCUCCCGCAUCAACCCUGAGACCCUCUUUGAGCCCCUCCAACUCGCCUCCGAGGCCCACACCGUGACAGUCUCCAUCACUGCCUUGGACUGCAUCGGCAAGCUCAUCAGCUAUUCCUACUUUUCUGUCCCCUCCGAGCCCCACCCCGACAACACCGACGUCCCCCCCCUGAUCGAGCGCGCUAUAGACACAAUUUGCGACUGUUUUCAGGGAGAGGCAACACAUCCGGACGUCCAGCUGCAGAUUGUAAAGUCGCUACUGGCGGCGAUCCUGAAUGACAAAAUCGUGGUGCAUGGCGCUGGCUUGCUAAAGGCGGUGCGGUUGACGUACAAUAUAUUCUUGCUUUCCAAAUCUAGUGCAAACCAGCAGGUGGCCCAGGGAGCGUUGACGCAGAUGGUGGGGACUGUAUUCGAGAGGGUUAAAACACGACUGGCAGUAAAAGAGUCCAGGAUGAACUUGUCCCGUGUCUCCCUCAAUGAAAAAGAGGAGUCCGCAGAGAGCAUGCGGGAAGAGACCGACGGCAGUACGCGAGGCGUUGAUGGCUCUGAGAUUAACGGGGAUGGAGAAGAGGAGGAGCGGUAUGAUCCAAACUCCGAAGAGCCGAGUGACAAGCCCGUGGAGAAGCACACCGGCCCAAAAAUCACCCUACAGAGCUUCGAACAGAACAUGAGCUUCAACGACGACCGGAUACACGACAAUGCCCCCACUCUGGUGACUCGAAUAAAAGGAAAGCCCGGAUCAAGACAAGUAUCUGGGCAGGAUGCAUCCCCAAAUCUUCAUAGUGGAAGUGAGGGCUCGGAUGAGGACGAAGAAGACGAGAUCUUCGUCAAGGAUGCGUACCUGGUUUUCAGGGCUAUGUGCAGGCUCAGCACAAAAGGCCUCCCCGUGGACCAGGCUACCGAUGUGCGAUCGCAGGGAAUGCGGUCAAAACUGCUCUCGUUGCAUAUAAUCCAUACCAUACUCCACAACAACAUAGCUGUCUUCAUUUCGCCAUAUGCUACCAUCAGAAGCAGUAGCAGCGACGAACCCACUACUUUCGUUCAGGCAAUCAAGCAGUAUCUAUGUCUAAGCUUGAGCCGGAAUGGGGCAAGCUCCGUCAACAAGGUGUUUGAGGUCAGCUGCGAGAUCUUCUGGCAGUUGCUCAAAUAUCUGCGGGUAAUGCUCAAGAAAGAAAUUGAGGUUUUCCUCAAGGAGAUUUACCUCGCUAUCCUGGACAAGCGAGCUGCGGCGGGUUUCCAGAAACAGUACAUCUUAACGGUAUUCGGAAGGUUGGCCGCUGACCCCAGAGCAUUAGUCGAGAUCUACCUAAACUACGACUGUGAUCGGACAGCGUUGGACAACAUGUACCAGCGUAUUGUCGAACAUCUGUCGCGGAUAUCGAGCACCCCUGUCACCGUAUCCCCAAUGCAGCAGCAAGCAUAUCAGGACCACCACGCAAAGCAAUCGAACCAUUCGGACUGGCAGACCCGUGGAACACUACCUCCUUCACUCUCCACCGCAUCGAUGAAUACACCCCACGACACCGAGCAUGCUUAUCCGCCAGAAUACGCAAUGAAGCAAGAAUCACUAGAAGCCCUGGUCGAGAUCUUGCGAUCCCUGGUGAACUGGUCUCAGCAGGCUAUGAGCGAGAGCAUAAGAGUAUCAAGAUUCGAAUCGAGAACCUCUCUUGAUGAUAUGAGAGAGUCUUUUGAUGCUCGAGGUAUGACCGACUCCCCGAGUGUGGGUAUAGAUUCUGGGACAGUGACUCCCCUAGCCGAGGAUGAUUUUAGUCAACUAGAGAAGGCAAAGCAGAGAAAGACUGCCCUUACGAACGCGACACGCCAAUUCAACUUCAAGCCCAAGCGCGGAGUAAAGGUGUUACUCAAAGAUGGCUUCAUCGCUUCGGAAUCCCCAGAGGACAUGGCACGAUUCUUCCUCGAUAAUGAGCAAAUAGACAAGAAAGCGCUUGGAGAAUACCUUGGAGAGGGUGACCCACAAAACAUCGCUAUCAUGCAUGCCUUUGUAGAUCUCAUGGAUUUUAACAAGACCCGCUUUGUAGACGCGUUACGACGCUUUCUCCAAAGCUUUCGCCUUCCUGGCGAAGCCCAGAAGAUCGAUCGCUUUAUGCUGAAGUUCGCCGAGCGGUAUAUCACCGGCAACCCGAACGCGUUCGCAAACGCUGAUACAGCGUAUGUGUUGGCGUAUUCAGUCAUCAUGCUAAACACGGAUCAGCAUAGCAAGAAGCUGAAGGGCGCACGCAUGACACCGGAGGACUUUAUUAAGAACAACCGUGGUAUCAAUGAUAGCGCCGAUCUGCCAGACGAGUAUUUGCGCGCCAUUUUUGACGAGAUUUCCCACAAUGAAAUCGUCUUAAACACGGAACAGGAGGCUGCGGCCAACCUAGGCAUUACUCCUCAACCUGCGGGAGGUCUGGCGGCCAACCUUGGACAAGCAUUUGCUGGCCGAGACUUGCAGCGAGAAGCGUACAUGCAAGCUUCUGAGGAGAUGGCCAAUAAGACUGAACAGCUUUACAAGUCCCUUCUGCGAGCACAAAGGCGGACGGCAUCCAGGCUGCCAGUUUCGAAGUUUAUCCCAGCUUCCUCCUCAAAACACGUCGGCCCCAUGUUUGAAGUCACGUGGAUGCCAUUCCUCACCGCACUUUCGGGCCAAGCCCAGGACAACAACAUCGAGAUUGUGAAGUUGUGCAUUGAAGGCAUCAAGCUGGCUAUACGAAUAUCCUGCUUGUUUGAUCUCGAGAACCCGCGGCAGGCAUUUGUCUCGUUCCUAGCGCGAUUCACCAACCUCUACAAUCUGAGCGAGAUGAAAGCUAAGAAUGUUGAAGCGUUGAAAGUUUUGAUAGAGGUUGCCCAUACCGAGGGCAAUCUACUCAAGGAAUCUUGGCGAGAUGUUCUGACCUGCAUCUCGCAGCUUGAUCGCUUUCAAUUAAUUUCUACUGGUGUUGACGAACGGGCCGUCCCUGACGUGUUAAAAGCUCAAAUGCAGCCAAAAGCAUCCCCAACUCCUCGAAAAUCCUUGAACGUCCCUCGUGGAGCGCGACGGCCACCGUCUCAUGCCGGUAACGUAAAUUAUCAAGCGGAUGUUGCCGAAGAGAGUCGAUCGACAGACAUGAUUCGUGGUGUCGACAGGAUCUUCACAAAUACUGCGAAUCUAUCUGGGGAAGCUAUUGUUGACUUUGUUAAGGCUCUAACACAAGUCAGCUGGCAAGAGAUCCAGUCAUCAGGUCAGAGCGACUUCCCGCGUACAUAUAGCCUCCAGAAAUUGGUCGAAAUAAGUGGAUACAACAUGACCCGUGUCCGCUUCGAAUGGACCAACAUCUGGCAGAUUCUUGGCUCCCACUUCAAUGAAGUUGGAUGUCACCCCAACACUAAUGUGGUCUACUUCGCUCUCAAUUCCCUCCGACAAUUAUCGAUGCGCUUCAUGGAGAUUGAAGAAUUACCAGGUUUCAAAUUCCAAAAAGACUUCCUCAAACCGUUCGAACACAUCAUGAGCAACACCAGUGUAGUGGCCGUGAAAGAUAUGGUGCUUCGCUGUUUGAUUCAAAUGAUUCAAGCUCGCGGGGAGAAUAUUCGAUCUGGCUGGAAGACCAUGUUUGGUGUCUUCACCGUAGCUGCCAGAGAACCGUACGAGGGGAUCGUCAAUCUAGCUUUCGAGAAUGUCACUCAUGUGUACAACACUCGGUUCGGUGUCGUCAUCUCACAGGCCGCAUUCGCGGACAUGAUAGUGUGCCUCACAGAAUUCUCGAAGAAUUUCAAAUUUCAGAAGAAAUCUCUUCAAGCUAUCGAGUUGCUGAAGUCUUCCGUACCGAAGAUGCUCCGAACACCUGAGUGCCCAUUGUCUGCACGCGCCGGUUUCGUAAAAGAGUCGGAUCAUGGAGUUUUGAUACCAAAACAGCCAAGUCGGCAAACCCAGGAAGAGCAGUUCUGGUUCCCAGUGCUUUUUGCUUUUCAUGACGUUCUCAUGACGGGCGAGGAUUUGGAAGUUCGCUCGAGAGCGCUGAGCUAUCUCUUUGAAACCCUGAUUACCUAUGGUCGAGACUUCCCUCAAGACUUUUGGGACAUUCUCUGGCGGCAGCUGCUAUACCCCAUUUUCAUGGUCCUUAAGUCUAAAUCCGAAAUGUCAAAAGUGCUCAACCAUGAGGAACUCUCAGUCUGGUUAUCGACCACGAUGAUCCAGGCUCUUCGCAACAUGAUCAAACUCUUCACUCACUUCUUCGAAUCGCUUGAGUACAUGUUGGAUCGCUUUCUCGACCUUUUGGCACUUUGCAUCUGCCAAGAGAACGAUACACUUGCACGGAUCGGUAGCAAUUGCCUUCAGCAACUGAUUCUUCAGAAUGUACAAAAGUUCAAGCCGGAACACUGGAGUCAAAUUGUGAAGGCAUUUGUUGAGCUCUUCCAGCGCACGGAAGCCACGGCGCUCUUCUCCGCUGCCGCUACAUCGUCUUAUACCCCGACAAAUGGCACCCGUGGAACCCCUGGUGGAAAGACUCCAACGGCGGAAACCCCUCCACCAGGAGACCUUCAACUAUCGCAGACUCCUGUGGACGAACCAGAGGAAGACAAUGCGCUUGGAAUCAACGGUCUGUCGAGCCCGCGCCGUCCAUCUCUCGUGACCUCCGAAUCAUCCAGUAUGGCUACUGAACAGCGCAUGCCGUCCCCGCUGCCAAAACGCCAAACACAGGAACUGGAAGACUACCGGCCAGAGAACCAAGAUCUGCAACAGCCACCCGUAGUCGUAACCGCCGCUCGCCGUCGCUUCUUCAACCAAAUUAUCACCAAAUGUGUCCUUCAGCUUCUGAUGAUCGAGACGGUUCAAGAGCUCUUCACGAACGACUCGGUCUAUGAGAAGAUCCCGUCAGGCGAGCUACUCCGGUUAAUGGGCGUCCUCAAGAAAUCCUACCAUUUCGCCAAGCGCUUCAACGCCGACCGCGACCUCCGCACACGGCUAUUCCGCGAAGGCUUCAUGAAACAGCCGCCGAACCUACUCAAACAAGAGUCGGGCUCAGCAUCAGUGUACGUAAGCAUCCUCUUCCGCAUGUACCAUGAUACGUCCACCGACCGCGCUGCCUCACGUGUCGAAACCGAAAAAGCGCUCGUCCCGCUCUGCGAAGACAUCAUUUUAUCCUACAUCGAACUCGAUGAAGAAACGCAACAGCGCAACAUCGUCACCUGGCGUCCGGUCGUUGUCACCGUCCUCGACGGCUACGUCGGGUUCCCCCCCGGCGAAUUCGAGAAACACGUGGAUAUAUUCGCGCCGCUUGUUGUGGGAAUUCUGGGUACGGAGAUGGCGCCCGAUGUCCAGAGGGUUGUGCAAGCGCUUGUGAUGCGGAUUUUUGAGACCAAGUUGGGUACAGAGAGGGUGCAGCUUAUGACGCCAGUUGUGGGGUCGCCUGUGUUGGCUAGGAGAGCGAGUCGAGGGCGUUAGAUGAAGGAUUGGGAAUCUGUACUUCCUUGAACGUUGGCUGUUUAGUGAUCUUGCUAAAAGGGUUUCAGCUAUCGUAAUUGGUGACGUGCGAUAUUGACGGCUCUUUGAAGCGAGCGAGCGAGUGAUUUCGUCAUUCGGCGCUGGCCUCUGUGGAUUAAAAUAGGGUGAUAUUUUGAUCCACUUCUCGCGGUGUCUCAUAAAGCGCAUGGGGCGUAGCGUUCGUGUUUUGUAUAGUAGUAGCUCAGUUCCGGAUUCUUCUCAUCAUCAGAGAGGGAGGGGUGUUAAAUUAGAUUUUUUAGCGUUGUUGGGGUGGUGUUUGAGGAGAGAAUAUUU
Lindgomyces ingoldianus is the source of this 6448-nucleotide messenger RNA. RefSeq lists its product as uncharacterized. NCBI's taxonomy places the organism in Eukaryota, Fungi, Ascomycota, Dothideomycetes, Pleosporales, Lindgomycetaceae. Gene Ontology annotation, biological process: regulation of ARF protein signal transduction. Gene Ontology annotation, molecular function: guanyl-nucleotide exchange factor activity. The record is from RefSeq and is a predicted model, not a curated record. The transcript is spliced from 2 exons. The coding region runs from base 203 to 6115 and encodes 1970 amino acids.